This is a messenger RNA of Clupea harengus (Atlantic herring), 1188 nucleotides long. RefSeq names its product zinc finger protein 3-like. The coding region runs from base 1 to 1188 and encodes 395 amino acids. Gene Ontology annotation, molecular function: RNA polymerase II cis-regulatory region sequence-specific DNA binding; DNA-binding transcription factor activity, RNA polymerase II-specific. The record is from RefSeq and is a predicted model, not a curated record. The transcript has a single exon. Gene Ontology annotation, biological process: regulation of DNA-templated transcription. NCBI's taxonomy places the organism in Eukaryota, Metazoa, Chordata, Actinopteri, Clupeiformes, Clupeidae.
AUGAUGAAGCAGCCACACAGCCAUAGCGCCUCAAUCUCAUCACCACAACCAAGACUUGUGUGUAAAGGUGAAUGUAACAUCACAGCAUGUUCGGAUCCUAAGGCAGCUGAACGUAUUGUGGUUCCCAUCAGUGUUAAACCAGAGCCAGAUUUAGAUCCAUCUUUUCUCUCACUUGAGUUGCCCUCGAGAGAAUCUGAAAUCAGUCUAGAUGAUCAGAAGAUGAAGUUUGAUCUUUUGAACCUCAAAUUAGAGAUUAAGUCUGAGAUUAAGUCUGAACUGUCAACUGAUGAACCUAUUUCUUUUGAGGUUGCUGAGACGAUUGUGGACCCAUUCAAAGACUGUUUGGUCAAACCUGAGAAUGAGCAGGCACACAACCAUGAUAUUCCAGAACACUCAGAAGACAGUCUAGGUGUAUUCUCAGAAGAAAGUGUGCUGUAUCCAACACCACAAGCAAAAGAUCACCACAACAAUUCUGAGGUGUUGGUGCUUAAUGAGCCUGAAGGAUUAAAUCAGGAAGGCCGUGUUUGCCAUCCUCUGAGGUAUAGAAGCCAAGUGCAAAAGAAACACGUGAAACAACGACAACACAGUGAGAAAGAACCUUGUAAAGGCAGAAGAAAUAAAACCUGUGAAGCAAAGACCAAACCAAAAAGCUCGACCCAGCACGUCUGCUCGCUUUGUGGUAAUAUCUACGCUAACUCCCGCUGUUUGCGGACUCACAUGCUGAUACACACCGGGGAGAAGCCGUUUAUCUGCCCCACCUGUGGGGAAGCGUUUGCUCGCUCCGACAAGCUAAAAGACCACACAAGGAUUCACACAGGUCAAAAAAAGCCGGCCAGAAAGCCAGCCAAAAUGCAGACAUGCCCCUGUAGCGUGUGUGACAAGACCUUUACAAGCGCCUCCGGCCUCCGAAGCCACAUGCGCCGGCACACACAGGAAAGGCGGUUUGCUUGCCACCUGUGUGAGAAACGCUUCGGCGAUAUCCAUGACAGGAACAAGCACAUUAUGCUCCACUCUAACAUCAAGCCUUUUGUUUGUACUUUGUGUGGAAACAGCUUCCACCGCCGGUGUACACUAGAGAAACACCAGCGUAUCCACACAGGCGAGCGGCCAUACAACUGUCCAGAGUGUGGGAAAGCCUUACGGUAUCAGUACUCUUUAACCGUGCACAUGAAGACCCAUAGAAAAUGA